This is a messenger RNA of Lymnaea stagnalis (great pond snail), 566 nucleotides long. The record is from the annotation of a GenBank genome assembly. Lineage: Eukaryota; Metazoa; Mollusca; Gastropoda; Lymnaeidae.
CGCCUGUUCUUAGUUGAGAAAGGUCCCUUCAGAGAUGAACAGGAAAAAUACCCCCCAAAUGAACAUUCUUCAGACGGACGUCACUUCUCUGUCAAUCUUUUCUCACGCAAGCUACAGAACGGGGAGACAGUGAAUCGGACCUGGCUUAUUUAUUCGAAACACAAAAAUGCAGUAUUCUGUUUCUGUUGUAAGCUUUUCUCUGAUUUGAAAAUAAAACUCACCAAUGACGGAAAUAGCGAUUGGAUAAACAUGAGUCGGAUUUUAAAAGAACAUGAGACUUCCCCAAAGCACAUGAGCUUUGUUAAGGCAUGGCAUGAACUGGCAGUGAGGCUGAAACGGGGGGAAACGAUUGACAGUGAAUAUCAAAAGUUAAUGCAGCGAGAAUGUGAUCACUGGAACAGGGUUCUACAAAGAAUCAUGUACAUUGUGUAGUUCCUUGGAGAAAGAAACUUGGCUUUUCGGGUACCAGUAGCCGUCUCUGGGACUCUAAUAACGGCAAUUUUUGGGGAUUCAUUGAACUUCUAGCUAAAUAUGACCCAUGCUUACAGGAAUAUUUGAGACGUAUA